UAUGGUAUUUUAUUAACAGGUUAAAAAAAACCUGAAAACAGUAAACUAACUGAGAAAAAUACUAUUCAAUUCGAGAUCUAUUUGUUUCUCCUUGUGACGUUUACAUAAACAAAGUGAUAGAGCCCCCUCAGUGUAAAUAUUAUCGGCCAUGAUGAAAUUAUGUAAACUAUGGAAAUAAGCUGUAUUUUUUAAGUCAUUUUUUCGUCAUCUGUUGGUGUGCACCGAGGUUAACAAAUGGUUUGAUAUCACCAAUUUUUAUAUAUAGCUAAUGUUUAGAUAUAAGAAUGUCUGAACAUUUCGCUGCUGACGUGUGUUUUGAAGGAGAAAGCAACAUCAUAUCAUUACCGUACUCAACAAAAUGGAUCGAUUUGGAGGCAAUGUUAAAAUGCUGUCAUGAUCUGGAAGACAUCAAAGUGAAGUAUGUUGACAAUGAAGAAGACGAGAUUACUAUUAGUUGUGAAGAGGAAUUUCAAGAAUCACUUCGAAUCUCGCGCCGCUGUGGAGAUGUUAUCCGCUUGAUCGUAUUGAGACAAGAUAGCUCCGAUACCAAACAAAGUAAAUGGAAUGCAAAGCCUAUGAUGGAAAUCUUUGAUGUUGAUGAUUGUUCUUCAGACGUUGCGAUGUCAGUACCUACCACAAAGGAGCCGGUUGAAUCGGAUCCAAUAAACCCUCGUGGAGAUAAGGCAGGUACAGAAUUUCAAUCACGAUCUUGCCCGGCACCAAAAAACCGCACCUCCAAACCCAAAGGAACGGCUGACUACUAUUCCAGGUUGGCAGCGGAUAUUGGAAAGUACUGGUCCAACCCAGCCCCACCUGGUUCUCAGGAUGUCCAAAGCAAGCCAGCUGCAACAAAUGGGAAGCUCAUUAUUGGGAGCAAGAGCGGCAAGCCCAUGGAAUCAUCUGAAUGGGAAUUGCCAAAACCAACUGUUGUGAAGUUCUAUCCCAACACUAAUCCUGCUGCUUCAAUGGACGAUUCCCCAAGCAAAGAGUCAGAGCAUGUUAGGAAGGGUGUUGCUUUGCCUGUUCCUAAGCCCAGGAAAGACAAGCAGACAGGAUCAAACCAAGGAAAUGAUGAGACAGUUCCUCUGUGGUUUAGCAAUGAAAAAUCAAAGAUUACAUCAGAGGUUGUGAAAGGUGUUCUGAAUGGGCUACAAGGUGCUGUUAUUGACACAAUCCCAGGCACAAGUCCCCUCAGCAACUCUCCAAGUCAUAACCAAGUUGUUUAUCACCAUAGUGGAAUAAUCUGCGAUGGAUGCGAGAACCAAAUCACUGGAAUUCGAUACAAAUGCGGGAAUUGUGAGGACUAUGACCUGUGUGAGACCUGUGAAGCAAUGGAAGACAUACAUGACCCGACCCAUGUGUUCUUGAAGCUUAGGCGACCCGUGGUAAGAGCCGGAAUGAGAUAUGAUGGGAAGCAAGUGCCUUUGAUAAAACACCCUAUCUAUGGAGAAUCACAUGAAGAGAGGUUGAGGAGAAUGGAGCAAAAGGCCGCACACAAAGCAGCAAAAGCAGAAUUCAAACGAAAAAUGAAGAUUAAGAAGAUGAAAAGACAAGCUGAAAUUUGUGUUGGGCUGUCACCCACAAAGCGUGAGAAAAUUGAGCAAUUCUCGGAGAAGAAGGCACAAAUAAUAGUUGAAAAGGCAACAUCUGAAACCGAUAAUGAUAGCAAAUCUCCCAUUUUUACAUUGGAUGCUAAAUUUGUUGCCGAUGCAAACAUACCAGAUGAGAGUCACCUUCAACCAGGCACUAAAUUUAUCAAAAACUGGAUCAUGAAGAACACAGGUGACAUCGACUGGGAUGAACAUACACAGCUGCAAUAUCAGUGGGGUAACAUUCCUUUAAUAUCACUCCCUCUUGUCAACGUUCCUCUGUUAAAAGCCAAUGAAGAAGGAUGUAUCAGUGUUGAGUUUGUUGCUCCAAUUUCGCCUGGUGACUAUGAAAGUCAUUGGCGUUUGACGCAUCGUGGCCGCAACCAACAGUUUGGGCAUCGAGUGUGGUGCAGAAUUGUGGUGGACCAGCGUGAGAUUCUUGAAGUGGUUGAACCAGUCAUCGUGAAAAAAGAUGUACGCGAUAGUCUGAUAAUCAACGAAUCAAGUAGGGAUUGUGACAGUGACCUUGCGGCAUCGGCUGUCGCUCAGCUACAGAUUAGCCCUCAAGAGACAACUCAAGUAAUAUCAUCUGAAGUUCUCACGGCACAAGACAUACUCUCAUUUGAGAUGUUGAAAAUUAGUGACAGAAAGGACACUGCUGAUAGGCCAGCCAGCACAGCUACACCAAACAACACACCAAUCGGUUUGACCCCAUGCAUAUCUCCUGUUCCUCACAUGUACGACCAAGUGUUUACACUACCAGAUAACUGCGAUGUAGAUAUUGACAGUGAGUCAAGGACAUCAUCUGAUGAGGGAAAAGUUGUAAAGAAAGAAAUAGAAACAAAUAAAGAACUAGGUGAAGAGGUCAGUCACGUUGAUGAAGGUUUUGUUGAAACAAAAAUUAAGACAAAAGAAAAUGAAGGAGCUGUGGAACAGGAUGCUGGUGUUAAAGAUGAUUGUGAUGCUUGUAGCACGUGUUCAGAUGAUCUUCUGGAGGAUUUCAUUGUAGUUCCUCUACCAGAUUGCUUCAACACUGACAUUCCCAUCACAUCAUCUAUUGUAAUCAGGAGGAAUUCCACAGCCUCACAGGCUGGGUCACCAAUGGUUAGAUCCCAAAGUGUAUCUGUGUGUACUAAUGAUAACAGCGAGGUCACAGAGCAACCUGUGGAUCAUGAGGUCACUGUGAAAGAUGUUGACCAGAUUUUGUGCACAUCCCAGGAUAUCCAGACAGUGCCCCUAAUCCCAAUCAUCACUACGGCUACACCAUUGGUUGAGCCUAGCACAAUACAACCAAUCGCAAGAGGUGGAGCAGAUAUCCCUGCCCAUCAACAUGAAGAUGUAGAUAUUCAAGAAGAUGUUGUUGAGGCAACAAUUAUUCCAGAAGUAGUGCAGCACGUUGGAGGGGUAAUUCCUGACAUUUUGCAAGAUGGAGAGGAAACCUUUCACGAUGCUCCCGAAACCACUGACAACAUGCAGUCUGCAAGUGAUGAAGACAGUGAGGCAACAGAUGACGAUGAAGAUAAUGAGGACCAGUUGCAACAGGAGGGCAGAUCAGCAGUUGGAGAAGCUAGAAGAGAUGUUUAUGAUGAGAAUGACCCUAUGGACUUGUUAGGUGUUGCUACCGUGCAUGCAGCCACUAUUGCGAGUACCAUCGCCAAACAGGUCUAUGAUGGCGCUGCUAGCUCUGUCCAAGCGUUGUUUGGAUCUCGGCAACAGUACGAAGAGCCAGCUCGUAGUUUUCCCCGUGAUCAGGUGCACUUUACGUCCGCAAUGAAUCAACUCAUAGAAAUGGGGUUCGCCAAUCGGGAUCUGAACAGUCGUUUGCUGACAAAAUUCAACGAUAAUAUCCACUUGGUAGUGCAAGAACUUCUUUACGAAGAAAACAAUUGGUCCAAUACCAGGCACUAGAAAAUACAGUGCUAGAUUAAUUUUCUUUAUUUUCCUACUUCAAUACAUCAUUACUACUAUAUAAUAUUAAAUGGUUAACUCCUAUAAAGUACAAAUGUUUAUACUUUAUUAUUUUUAAAUAUUAUUAACUCAUUAAGAAGUAUUUAUUGUGUACUGUAUCUUCUAGUAAUCAGCACAUCAGUAGAUAAUUACCAUUGAAAUUACUGUAUCGUUCCAAUAAAUAUUAGAUCAUGGUGAUAUGAAUCUUCAAGUAUAUUUUAAUUUCACACAUAAUAUAUACCAUAAUUUAAAUAUACUAACUAAUGUAUUUCUUUCAACAAAUCUGCAAUUUAACUUAUCAAUAGUGAAGACUGAUAAAGUUCCAAAAUCUACUGUUUAGUGGUACUCUGCCAUUGGGUCAGAUGUGGUGAUUGUAUUGUGAUCAUAGGAUAGUAAUUAUGAAUGAAUUAUUGUCAAAAGGUUGAAAUAUACCCUUUAGAAAUUUGCAAUGCUUACCAUAUACAAUGUAAGUGCAUACUUUAAUUUCAAUACAUAUUUGAUGCCAAGUUCAGAUUCGAUCAUGAUGUAAUACACUGGGGUAUGCCUUCAAUUCAGUUUAUGUUAUGUGAGUUAAAAGUGAAUGUCGGUAGUGAUGGUAUUUUGUAAUAUCCAUGCAUGUAUAUUCUGGAUAUACAUCUCAGGAUGUUGAUUAACAAUGAUAGAAUACUGUAAGUGUACAACACUCAACUUUUACUUUUUUUAUCAUGAUAAUUUUUAUUUAAUGAAAAUAGUAACAUUGACUCUGUGAAUUUCUUCUGAUUCUUAUUGGGCUUGGCACCAUUAUGAUGAUGAAUAUAAUGAUGAUGGUGGUGGUGGUGAUGGUAAUAAUAAUGAAGAAAGAUGAUUAAGAAAAACUUCAGUAAACUUUUAUGAAUUUUGUUUACGUGUUUUAUGAUAUGUUUUCUAAUGCUCUAAAGUUAAAAUGGAAGAAUUUAAAAAUAUACCUAAAAUGUUAGGUUGCUAAAUUGUGUUCACAAAUAUAUAUUAUUAUAUUAUUAGUUGUUAUAUUUGUUUUAGGAUGUCAAAAAAUCAAAUCUUGUCUUUAAGAUAAUAACAGAGUUGUUUAUAUUACAUUGAUAUACUCUCUACUAGCCUUUUAUAUAGGUUUUAUUAUGAGCCCUCUGUAUAAAUACAGUCAUAUUGCCUACAAGUGAAUUAUAUGCAUGUAGGCCUAUACAUAUAUUUGUCACCCUUUUCGGUAUUUCUUAAGUAUUUUAAUUGAAAUAUAUUGUAAUUAUGUGUGGCUUUACUAGUCUAUUAUACCUUACUCUAGUGCACUGCGCUAUGGUGUGAUAUUUACUUAGAUUCUAUGUGUACCCUAUCGUGCUGCAGUCACAGUGAUACUUCCAGUGUAUAUGAUACUUUUCACUGUCAUCUAAGCUGCUAGCCAAUUAAAAAAUCUGCAUGUGACUUGCAUCAAAUACCUUUAAAGUAGAAUUUUAAUCCCUUUGUUGGCUUAAUCUUAUUUUAUUACAAUUUUAUUAGAUAAUGAUAAUAAUGCGACAUUUAUAUAGUGCAUUGCAAUAAAAUGCCUCUAUGCGCUUUACAUCACUACCCUUGGUAAGACCAUUUAUCAUGAAUCAAUGUAAAUAGACGGACGGUUUAAAUAGUAACUGUGUAUGUAAUUACCAGCAGGUAAUACUUGAAUAUCAAUAUCGUUUCAUAUCGCUUUCUGAUAGAAUUAUAAAAGUGCCAGUAGUUACUCAGUGUUGUUAUGUAUGGUUGAUGUGCGAUAAAAGUUCAUAGAAUUGUGAUGCAAAUGAAUGCUGAUGUUUUACCAAAUACAGUAUAGAAAUUGUUGUAAUGAGAGAAGUAUAUUAAUGGUGUGAAAGGUAGCUAUUGCAAUCAAAACAUUAUGAAAGGUUUCAAUGUUGAGUUGGAUGUUGAUGGAAUGUAUUAUUGUGCGUGGCGGUAUACAGCGGUGUUUGUGAAACACAUUUUUAUUCAUUGCCUACUUAUGACUGACAUUAGACUGGAGUAUAUUGUAUAUAUUUUAUAAUAUUCCUUGCACUGUGUUCACAUAAUAGUGGAAAGUGAGCCACAUUUAUUUACCUAUCUUUAUAGUAUAGUAACUGUUGUGGUUCCUCAAUUCUAGUGCUUUCAUUGUUAAAAUUAUUAGAUUUUACAGUGAAAACAUGAAACUGUGCAGUGUGUCAGUUGCAUGAUACCAAAUGUCGUUUGCUUCUUGUUGUUGAUGGGUGGUAGAUUACAAAUACAUUUUGAAAAAGUUAUAUUUUUUUCCUGUAAAUAAUGAAAAAAAAAUUCUGUUGCUGAGCCAGAUGCUUAAAUAUAUGGUGUUGUGAUGUUGCGCUGAUGCGAUUUAAAAAUGAGGAUAGAUUUCUUUCCUGUGAAAUAUGAGGGAUUAUACUGAAGCAAUGUUAUGUGAGUUCCUAUUCCAGACGAAUUCAGUCAGCAAAGAAUAUUUUUCCCUGUGAAUAUUUAAGCAUGCAUAAGUAUUUAAUUGAUUAUUAAUUGUUAAUUAAGGGCUUGAGGUGUUUGGAAUGGUUUGAAUGUUAUAAAAUAAGAUGUGUUCCAAGUUUAGAAUGCAGUAUUUAGCAUGACAAGAAUAAGAUGACUGAAAGAUAGUCAGAGUGAAAGUGUAAAAUGGAGAUUUCUAAAUAAAGGAAGUAAGUGCUAAUGGA
Anneissia japonica is the source of this 6178-nucleotide messenger RNA. RefSeq names its product next to BRCA1 gene 1 protein-like. NCBI's taxonomy places the organism in Eukaryota, Metazoa, Echinodermata, Crinoidea, Comatulida, Comatulidae. Gene Ontology annotation, molecular function: zinc ion binding; ubiquitin binding. Bases 285 to 3497 code for a protein of 1070 amino acids. Gene Ontology annotation, biological process: macroautophagy. The record is from RefSeq and is a predicted model, not a curated record. Gene Ontology annotation, cellular component: phagophore assembly site. The transcript has 19 exons.